AUGGGUGAAUUCAAGAAAGGUAACGUUAAGAAGGGUGCUAACUUGUUCAAGACUAGAUGUUUGCAAUGCCACACCGUUGAAAAGGGUGGUCCACACAAGGUUGGUCCAAACCUCCACGGUAUCUUCACCAGAAUUUCCGGUCAAGCCCCAGGUUACUCUUACACUGAUGCCAACAUCAAGAAGGCUGUUCAAUGGACUCCACAAACCAUGAGCGACUACUUGGUUAACCCAAAGAAGUACAUUCCAGGUACCAAGAUGGCCUUCGGUGGUCUUAAGAAGGACAAGGACAGAAAUGACUUGGUCACUUACUUGAUGGAAGCUACCAACUAA
This is a messenger RNA of Saccharomycopsis crataegensis, 330 nucleotides long. RefSeq names its product cytochrome c isoform 1. Gene Ontology annotation, molecular function: heme binding; electron transfer activity. Gene Ontology annotation, cellular component: mitochondrial intermembrane space. The record is from RefSeq and is a predicted model, not a curated record. The transcript has 2 exons. Gene Ontology annotation, biological process: mitochondrial electron transport, ubiquinol to cytochrome c; mitochondrial electron transport, cytochrome c to oxygen. Lineage: Eukaryota; Fungi; Ascomycota; Saccharomycetes; Ascoideales; Saccharomycopsidaceae. Bases 1 to 330 code for a protein of 109 amino acids.